GUAUGAACGUUUUAACCGAAAUAUAGCGACUCAUCCUGGAACACACCUUCUACCAUUUUUAAACCACCUGGCGAAGAAACAAACAGUAGCUGCUUUGUCUACUAUCAUGGAUGAAUUGGAGAAUCGGCUGGAAGAAAAAGCUAAAAGGAGCGAGCUGAAAGCCAUAGAAGCCUCACAGAAACUGCACGGCUUGAUGCUCCUUCUACAGAAAAGACAUGACGAUGAAGAGAGCAGUUCCCAUCAAUCUAUUCUCUCACAUGAAAGAACUUCUCAGUUUCAGGGAGGCAGUUGAAAGCUCUGCAAAACAAUAUUCUCAUUCUCAAAACAAUAGCACCCUGUCAGCUGCAGUGAAUUUUAUUGAUCUUGCGGGAAGCGAGCGUGCAUCACAAACAUUAUCAGCUGGUACAAGACUAAAAGAAGGCUGCCAUAUUAACCGUAGUUUGCUAACACUUGGGACUGUAAUUCGUAAACUGAGCAAAGGAAGAAAUGGCCACAUCCCAUACAGAGACUCUAAGCUAACCCGUAUUCUACAAAACUCGCUAGGAGGAAACGCUAGAACUGCCAUCAUUUGUACAAUGAGCCCCGCACAUAGUCAUGUUGAGCAGUCAAGAAACACUUUAUUGUUUGCUACUUGUGCUAAACAAGUUGCAACCAAAGCAAAAGUCAACGUGGUGAUGUCCGAUAAAGCGUUAGUGAGGCAGUUGCAAAAAGAAUUGGCAAGACUCGAAAAUGAAUUGAGGGCAUUGAAAUCACGUUCCACAGAUGAAAAUUCUGCUUUAGUACUUAAGGAGAAAGAAGGUGUCAUUGAAAAGAUGGAUAAGGAAAUGAGGGAGUUGAUGAUGCAACGGGACAUAGCUCAAUCUCGGAUGCAGAGUUUGUUACAUUCAAGAUCAUCAUGGACGGAGAUGAGUUACCAAUUAGAAAAUGAAUUUCAAACCCCUGAAGAAUAUACAGCAUCUGAAGCAUCAGAUACUCCUUUCGUCCAGAUGGAGGGGCCUUUUUCAUCAUCAUCAUCAUCAUCAUCCAGAUUUGAAGAACAACGAAUUGUUGAUGAUAAGGCAGCCAUUGAGGAGCCAUUUCUCUCUGAUGAUACCUCCCCAAGGCUCUUCAUCGACAAGUAUUUCGGACCUGAUCCAUGCAAGAAUUUGCAGAUUCCUCCUACUAAUCAUGGAUCUGUUCAUAGUUUUGCUGAUAGUUGCAAAGAAGUUCAAUGUAUAGAAAUGGACAUAGAUUCAACUCAUUCUGAAGGUGCCAAGGAUGAAGAAGUUAACAAUGGAAGUAAGGCAUUCACUACAGAGUCCAAAAGUGGUGCCAAUGAUGAUGAUGACUUCUUGGAUGUAAUUGUUAAGGAACAUAAGUUUAAGAUAUCAAUGGGUGAUGAUGUCAUAGCUUAUGAAGAUGUCGAAGCUAUGCCUGAAAAUCAAUUUUGUGAUGACCCCAACCGUGCGGUGCCUGAGGAGCAAGUCUUUGACAAUGAGUUCCCGAAGGAUGAUCUGAAGACUGAGGCAUUGGCAGAAGUUGUAGGGAAUUCUGAGUGGUCACAGGAAUUCGAGAGGCAGAGAAGAGAAAUCAUUGAGCUUUGGGAUGUUUGCCAUAUGCCAUUGGUCCACAGAACAUAUUUUUUCCUUCUCUUUAAAGGAGAUCCAUCAGAUGCCGUUUACAUGGAGGUGGAGCUUAGACGGUUACAGUUUCUCAAGAAUUCAUGGUCUCAAGGAGAAAGAAUAGUAAAAGAUGGCCAAAUAGUAACAGAGGCCGCAAGCAUAAAAGGCAUGAAGAGGGAAAGGGAAAUGCUGUGCAGGCAGAUGCUUAAGGUAUUGAGUGGAAGCGAGAGAAACAAGCUGUUUCAGAAAUGGGGAGUCGGGCUUAAUAGCAAGAAAAGAAGACUUCAGCUGUGCAAUAAGCUGUGGAAAGACAGCAAAGACAUGGAUCAUCUAAAGCAAAGUGCAUCACUUGUUGCCAAAUUAGUUGGGAUCAUAGGGCCAAACGAGGCAUCCAAGGCUAUGUUUGAACUGAACUUUUCACCCCAGCCUAUCAACCACCUCAGAUCCUUUAGCUGGGCUCCACGAAUGGCUUUCAUGAUCUAAGCAAGCACACAAGGGGCACACUCACCCCCCUAUUGGCCAUAAUUAAUCUCCACCUUUUUUUAUAUUUAAUCCAUCUUUGAUUCCCAUUCUAUAUCGCAUUCCCAAACAAUGUAAAAAAUCAUUGUGUAAUUAAGAAGUGCUACUUCAGAUUCUUGUAAGGUCUUGGAUCAUUGGAGCUCUCUAUGGUCAAAUUUUUUAUGUUAACUG
Molecule: messenger RNA, 2291 nt
Organism: Cuscuta epithymum
Lineage: Eukaryota; Viridiplantae; Streptophyta; Magnoliopsida; Solanales; Convolvulaceae
Source: the annotation of a GenBank genome assembly